This is a messenger RNA of Peromyscus eremicus (cactus mouse), 4302 nucleotides long. RefSeq names its product CCAAT enhancer binding protein delta (gene Cebpd). Lineage: Eukaryota; Metazoa; Chordata; Mammalia; Rodentia; Cricetidae. The record is from RefSeq and is a predicted model, not a curated record. Gene Ontology annotation, biological process: regulation of cell differentiation; DNA-templated transcription; regulation of transcription by RNA polymerase II. The transcript has a single exon. Gene Ontology annotation, molecular function: RNA polymerase II cis-regulatory region sequence-specific DNA binding; DNA-binding transcription factor activity, RNA polymerase II-specific. Bases 58 to 864 code for a protein of 268 amino acids.
GGCCCGGUCCCGCGAGGUGACAGCCCAACUUGGACGCCUGGCCAGGCCGACGCCGCCAUGAGCGCCGCACUUUUCAGCCUGGACAGCCCCGCGCGCGGCGCACCCUGGCCCACCGAGCCCACGGCCUUCUACGAGCCAGGCAGAGUGGGCAAGCCGGGCCGCGGGCCCGAACCGGGGGAUCUAGGGGAGCCGGGCUCCACGGCCCCUGCCAUGUACGACGACGAGAGCGCCAUCGACUUCAGCGCCUACAUUGACUCCAUGGCCGCCGUGCCCACCCUGGAGCUGUGCCACGACGAGCUCUUCGCCGACCUCUUCAACAGCAACCACAAAGCGGCCGGCGCGGGCGGCCUGGAGCUGCUGCCCGGCGGCUCCACUCGACCGCCAGGCGCGGGUUCGGCCACCCGGGGCCCGCUCAAGCGUGAGCCCGAUUGGGGCGACAGCGACGCGCCGGGCUCCCUGCUGCCCGCGCAAGUGGCCGUGUGCGCGCAGACAGUGGUGAGUCUGGCGGCCGCGGCGCAACCCACACCGCCCACGUCGCCCGAGCCCCCUCGAGGCAGCCCGGGGCCGAGCCUCGCGGCCGGCCCCGUCCGAGAGAAGGGCACCGGUAAGAGGGGUCCGGACCGCGGCAGCCCCGAGUACCGGCAGCGGCGUGAGCGCAACAACAUCGCUGUGCGCAAGAGCCGCGACAAGGCCAAGCGCCGCAACCAGGAGAUGCAGCAGAAGUUGGUGGAGCUGUCGGCCGAGAACGAGAAGCUGCACCAGCGCGUGGAGCAGCUCACGCGGGACCUGGCCGGCCUCCGGCAGUUCUUCAAACAGCUGCCCAGCCCGCCUUUCCUGCCGCCCACCGGCACCGACUGCCGGUAACGCGUGGCGUGGGCCUCAGAGACUCCAAACGACCGAUACCUCAGACCCCGACGGCCGGGAGUGGACGCCGCCAGAGCUGCUGCAGUUUCUUUGGGACGUGCAAGUGACCGGAAGCUGCAGCUUGGACACUGGACUGCGAGAGAAGCUAUAUGAGUCUUUCCCCCCUUAAAUUAUUUUUAUAAUGGUAGCCUUUUCUACGUCUUAUUACCAUUGCAGCUAAGGUACAUUUGUAGAAAGAGAAGACUUUUCGAAGACUUUUGUAGAUAAGAGGAAGAGACUGCGCAUGCUUUUUGUAUUAAUUUUUACAAUAUUUGUAAGAAUAAAGAAGCAUUUAAAUGGCUGCAGCUCCCUAUAUUCAGUCUCUCCCGCACACAAUGUACUGGGACCUCACCAGGGAAAGCAGGCGCCUGGGAACCACGGGACCAGGUGUGCCCACACCGGGUAAGGAGAUGGAUGAGUUUGCUUGCUUUGGAAGCCUGGCAGAGUUGGCCUCAUGCUCUGUAUUGCUAGCGGAAGGAACAUGGGAAAACACAGCUACUCCAUGUUAGGUGGAAGGUGUAAUCCCAGAGUGUGCAGACUUGGGUUGGGGCUGGCCAGAGAACUGAAGAACGAGAGGGUGGAAGAGAGCCCGAGAGAGUUAGAAACAGGAUUCCUCUUUGCUUGUGUAGCUUUGCUUUCAUUUUCCUCAAUCCUAGGGACAUCAUGUAUAUUUCAAAGUGUGCACCAGGACAAAUUCAUAUUGUAGUAUAUAAAAAGGACAGCCCCAAACGCCAUUAAUUGUAAUGUUUGAGGGCUUACUCCCCAAAAGGCUGUGUGCCUUUCUCCUAAGAAAACCGUGUGUUAGGAACACGGCCUGUUGUUACUGUGUUGCUGUGCAGAAGGAAAACCCAAAACGUUCAAGAGUCCAAAUACGUAGCUUCGUUAGUAACUUAAAUCCUGCCCAAAGCACAGGAUGGUGGGUCGCUGUGAGUCUGUGAUCUUUGCCCUCUGACAGGUGUGUGGUGGAGUGAGCUACAAAAACUUUUGUCAGACCCAAUGCAUCUACAUGGGUGACAGUGCCAUCUCUGGCAGUCCCAAGAAUACUAAAACUCCAGUUUGGGUUGGAUAUUUAUUUAUUAGAGUAGAGCAGCAACAUCUCAAUAUGAGAUACUGGUUGAAACUUUACAGAAUAGUCUUCCAGGAAACAUUAAAUACCACAAAGAAAAAAAAAUGUACAAAUAUUGGUAAAGUCUUAAAUACUUUAUUUAAAGCUACAACAAUGAACAUUUCCUAAUAAAUCCAUAAUAUUGCCUAAGUAAUGCAAAAUGAAGACCACAGGGAUAUUCAAGCUUUAGAAACAUGUCCUCAAACUUAUAGAAAGGUAAUUCAAAAAGAUAUAAUAAAGGUAUUUUGAUUUUUAACUUAGAAAACCAUCAUAUUAAUCUAUUUACCAGGGAAAAAAAAGAAACCCACUAAAUUUAAAACCGUAAAAAUACUCUGUGGAGUUAAGACAGCUUCCCAAAUCACGCCUGCACCCUCAGUGCAAAGUUCCCAGAUGUCAGGAAGAAGGAUGGUCGCCUCCUCCUGCACCUAGAAGUUCAAUCUCCUCCAGUGUGACGCAGCUGGUCUGCUGUGGAGUGGCAGACUGGACAAAGCAGAGUAAAGGCCCCAUCUCCUUCCCAAGGACAUUCUUCACUUCAUAACUCUGCAGUGAUAGAAGCAUGCUGGUUAAAGCAAACAGUCCUGGACUCCUGCACAUUCUGUUCCCAACAACAAGGCCACAGCCAGGGCAAAGGCCCUUCUGUAAGCUGCAACCUUCCUUCCAAUGGAAAAUAGUAUUUUGGGGGGUGAUGGUUGAGGGCGUACUAUAAAAGCCCCCUUUAUUGUAGCAAACAAAUGAACUACUUUAUGAUUUGAUUCUGAGAGUUGAGUCUUGCUGUUUUGUUUUUUGGCUGCCAGGAUAAACUGGCCUAGGACAGGAUUUGGAAGACAAUACAAUAGCAGAGGAAGUGCUAGUCUUCCAUGGGGGCUGGGCUUUUGGCUUGCAUGUCUCCCACUUCCUUUGGGGACACUUCCCCAAUCUAGCAACACUUCUGGUCAAAGGAUUUCCUGGUGCUUGACCCAAACUUCCCUCUUCAAUUGGAUUCCAUUUCUUCUUGGGUUUCAUGGGCUAACCAUGUCUUUAUGAGCAGUGGUAAUGUGACUUGAGUUUUUAACUCACAAAGUUAACCUUGGGAAAAUUUCAUCUCCAGACAUAAACACAGGUACUGGGCAACAGGGUUUCUCUCCCUGGUGUGGCUGUGCCCUGUCUGGGCUUUUACAGCUCCAACUUCAGAGCAUUUUCAGUGAGGACAAGACUGACACUGCCGAAGGUGACGGCAAGCACAGAUGAUAGGCACCCUGACCUGUCCUCUGCACAAGGCAGCUGACAUCCCUUUAGCAUUUAGUUUGGUACAGAUGAAUUCAGGCCAUCUAUGGUCAAGGUGUUAGGGCCAAGGAGAUGGACAGAAAAUGUGGCCAAUAUAGACUUUGGCUCCUGGCAUUCUACCUGUGUCCUUAGAGUCACCCCACAUCUGGGCUGGCCACAGUGAUGUCCUAAGCUCAGUUAGCACUGAGGAAGUUAGGCCAAGAGCCUUGGCUGGGAGGCUUCUGUGACUGCAACCCUGCCUUGAGGGUACCAGCUGAUGGAACAGAGAUGAACCAUCAGGAUGAAGCCCGGAAUGGACCAUAUGUCUAUGUGCAGAGUGAUGGAUGUUUUGUAGAGGAUCAGUUUGGGAUGUAAGUAUAACAUAUGCUGACUCAAUUUCCCAAUGUAGCUUUACUUUGUAGAGUUUUGGAUUCCUUAGUACAAAAUAAGCAAGGUUUUCAGUGUGACUCAAUAGCCUGAUGGGAAAAAUGAGAACUGCUGGACAAGAGGAAGAUCAGAGACUUGACAGGUUCACUGUGUGGACAGCAAGCUAACAGUCUGCUAAACAGUGAGGUGUGGACAGAGCACCAGUACAGGACCAGGUCACCAAUAGUGGACAGAAGGAAAUGAAAGAGGGAUAGCUCAGUACUCCUUCAGUCUCUUACUACUUUCCUUCACCCAGACAGUCCCAUGGUUUUCUCUGGUAAAAGUAUGCAUUUUUUGUUUUCUUUUGAGGCAAGGUCUCAUGCCACGUAGCUCAGGCUGACCUCAAACUUGAUGAGGACAACCUUAAGUUCCUGACUCUCCCGCCUUACCUCUCAAGUGCUGGAGCUACAGCUGUGAAACGCCAUGCCCAGUUCAAAGGUAUAGAAUUUGGGUUUCAUAAAGGUCGGAAAAAAUCAUUUCUAUGUAAAAUGUUAGGUUCAGCUUCAUCACCUGUGAGUGGACUUUAAACUAUAAAUCAUAUGUAUUUGGGGGAAAUUAACAAUUUAGAGCAUUUACAUCAGCAAAUUCAUGUACUGUCCACAUGAGUAUGUAUCUGCACAUAUAAA